GACAGGCACUGCUCCCCCCUAGCAGGACCCAGGUGUGGCCGGCGCGAUGGCGGGAGCGUCCGUGAAGGUGGCAGUGCGAGUCCGGCCCUUCAACUCCCGGGAGAUGAGCCGGGAAUCAAAAUGCAUCAUCCAGAUGUCGGGGAGCACCACCACUAUCCUGAACCCAAAACAGCCCAAAGAGACACCCAAAAGCUUCAGCUUUGACUAUUCCUACUGGUCCCACACUACGCCUGCAGACAUCAACUAUGCAUCCCAGAAGCAAGUGUACCGGGACAUUGGUGAGGAGAUGCUGCAGCAUGCCUUUGAAGGCUACAACGUGUGCAUCUUCGCCUAUGGGCAGACAGGAGCUGGAAAAUCCUACACCAUGAUGGGCAAACAGGAGAAGGACCAGCAAGGCAUCAUCCCACAGCUCUGCGAGGAUCUCUUCUCCCGCAUCAAUGACACGACGAAUGACAACAUGUCCUACUCUGUGGAGGUGAGCUACAUGGAGAUCUACUGCGAACGCGUGAGGGACCUGCUGAACCCCAAGAACAAGGGGAACCUGCGGGUGAGGGAGCAUCCCCUCAUGGGUCCAUAUGUUGAGGACCUUUCCAAGCUGGCUGUGACCUCCUACAAUGACAUUCAGGACCUUAUGGACUCUGGAAACAAAGCCCGCACAGUGGCUGCUACCAACAUGAAUGAGACCAGCAGCCGCUCCCACGCCGUGUUCAACAUCAUCUUCACGCAGAAGCGGCACGACGCCGAGACAGACAUCACCACUGAGAAGGUCAGCAAAAUCAGCUUGGUGGACCUGGCUGGGAGCGAGCGAGCUGAUUCCACAGGAGCCAAGGGCACAAGACUAAAGGAAGGAGCAAAUAUCAACAAGUCCUUGACCACUCUGGGAAAAGUCAUCUCUGCCCUGGCUGAAAUGGAUUCGGGGCCGAACAAGAACAAAAAGAAGAAAAAGACGGAUUUCAUCCCGUACCGAGACUCGGUGCUGACCUGGCUGCUGCGGGAGAACCUGGGAGGCAACUCCAGAACUGCCAUGGUCGCUGCUCUCAGUCCUGCUGACAUCAACUACGAUGAGACCCUCAGCACCCUCAGGUACGCUGACCGUGCCAAGCAGAUCCGCUGCAAUGCUGUCAUCAACGAGGAUCCCAACAACAAGCUCAUCCGGGAGCUGAAGGAUGAGGUGGCACGUCUGCGUGACCUUCUCUAUGCCCAGGGCCUUGGGGACAUCAUUGACAUGACCAAUGCCAUCGCUGGGAUCAGCCCCUCUUCCUCCCUCUCUGCCUUGUCCAGCCGCGCUGCCUCGGUCGCCAGCCUCCACGAGCGCAUCAUGUUUGCUCCGGGCAGCGAGGAGGCAAUUGAAAGGCUCAAGGAAACAGAGAAGAUCAUUGCAGAGCUGAAUGAGACGUGGGAGGAGAAGCUGCGGAGGACAGAAGCCAUCCGGAUGGAGAGGGAAGCGUUGCUGGCCGAAAUGGGAGUGGCCAUGAGGGAGGAUGGAGGCACCUUGGGUGUUUUUUCUCCUAAAAAGACACCGCACUUGGUCAACCUGAAUGAGGACCCGCUCAUGUCCGAGUGUCUUCUCUACUACAUCAAGGAUGGGAUAACAAGGGUUGGCCGGGAAGAUGCUGAGAAGAGGCAGGACAUCGUUCUGAGCGGGCACUUCAUUAAAGAAGAGCACUGCCUGUUCCGCAGCGACACCAAAACUGGUGGUGAAGUGAUAGUGACCCUGGAGCCCUGUGAAGGUGCUGACACCUAUGUGAACGGCAAAAAGGUGACAGAGCCCAGCAUCCUGCGCUCAGGGAACCGCAUCAUCAUGGGCAAGAGCCACGUGUUCCGCUUCAACCACCCCGAGCAGGCUCGGCAGGAGCGGGAGCGGACGCCGUGUGCCGAGACCCCCGCAGAGCCUGUGGACUGGGCCUUUGCCCAGAGAGAGCUGCUGGAGAAGCAAGGCAUCGACAUGAAACAGGAGAUGGAGCAGCGGCUCCAGGAGCUGGAGGACCAGUACCGGAGGGAGAGGGAAGAGGCAAAUUACCUCCUGGAGCAGCAGAGGCUGGACUAUGAGAGCAAACUGGAGGCUCUGCAGAAGCAGAUGGAUUCUAGGUAUUAUCCUGAGGCAAAUGAGGAGGAGGAAGAACCUGAGGAUGAAGUGCAGUGGACAGAGCGGGAAUUUGAGCUCGCCCUCUGGGCCUUCAGGAAGUGGAAGUGGUACCAGUUCACCUCCCUCCGUGACCUGCUCUGGGGCAACGCUAUCUUCCUCAAGGAAGCCAAUGCCAUCAGCGUGGAGCUGAAAAAGAAGGUCCAGUUCCAGUUUGUGCUCCUGACAGACACGCUGUACUCACCUCUCCCUCCCGACCUGCUGCCCCCCGAUGCUGCCAAGGACCGGGAGAAGCGGCCGUUCCCCCGCACCAUUGUGGCUGUGGAGGUGCAGGACCAGAAGAACGGGGCAACACAUUACUGGACCCUGGAGAAGCUGAGGCAGCGCCUGGACCUGAUGCGUGAGAUGUAUGACCGAGCAGCAGAAGUGCCUUCCAGCGUCAUUGAGGACUGUGACAAUGUGGUGACUGGCGGAGACCCUUUCUACGACCGCUUUCCCUGGUUCAGGCUGGUGGGCAGUUCAGAUAUCUCUGGCUGCAACAGCUCUCCUCUUUUCAACACAUGCAUGAGCGAGCGCAUGGCUGAUCUCACCCCCUCCCCUACCUUCUCGAACCCCGACUCCGACAUCACCGAGCCUGCUGACGAGCAGCACCAGGGGCAGGAGGAGGAGGAGGAGGAGGAGGAGGAGGACCUGGAGGAAGACAUCUUUCCGGAGUGCCCGCUGUGUGAUGGCCGGGAUCCAUUUUACGACCGCUUCCCCCUGUUCAGUUUAGUAGGAAGGGCCUUUGUCUACCUGAGCAACCUCCUCUACCCCGUGCCCCUGGUGCACCGCGUGGCCAUCGUCAGCGAGAAGGGCGAGGUGAAGGGAUUCCUGCGUGUGGCUGUCCAGGCCAUCUCAGCGGAUGAAGAAGCCCCUGACUAUGGCUCUGGUGUGCGGCAGUCGGGGACAGCCAAGAUCUCCUUUGAUGACCAGCACUUUGAGAAGUUCCAGUCAGAGUCGUGCCCAGCUGUCGGGAUGUCUCGCUCGGGGACCUCUCAGGAGGAGCUGCGCAUUGUGGAAGGUCAGGGCCAGGUCAGCGACGUGGGGCCAUCUGCUGAUGAAGUCAACAACAACACGUGUGCAGUGACCCCAGAGGAUCUUCUUCUGGACAGUCCUGAGAAGCCUGCAUCGGACGGGCCACUGGAGGUGGCUUUGGACCACCUGAAGCUGGGCAGCAUCUUCACUUUCCGUGUGACGGUCCUGCAAGCCUCCAGCAUCUCCGCAGAAUACGCUGACAUCUUCUGCCAGUUCAACUUCAUCCACCGCCACGAUGAGGCCUUUUCAACAGAACCCUUGAAGAACACAGGACGAGGGCCACCCCUGGGCUUCUACCAUGUCCAAAAUAUCGCUGUGGAGGUGACAAAAUCUUUCAUUGAAUACAUCAAGAGCCAGCCAAUUGUGUUUGAGGUGUUUGGCCAUUACCAGCAGCACCCCUUCCCACCUCUCUGCAAGGAUGUCCUGAGCCCACUGAGGCCAUCCCGACGCCACUUCCCCCGUGUGAUGCCACUCUCCAAACCAGUGCCUGCAACAAAGCUGAGCACCAUGACUCGGCCCACUGCUGGCCCCUGCCAGUGCAAGUAUGACCUGAUGGUCUUCUUUGAGAUCUGUGAGCUGGAGGCCAAUGGAGACUACAUCCCUGCUGUUGUGGACCACCGUGGAGGCAUGCCAUGCCAUGGGACCUUCCUCCUUCAUCAGGGCAUCCAGAGGAGAAUCAGUGUCACCUUGGUGCAUGAAACGGGAAGCCUCAUCCGCUGGAAGGAAGUACGGGAACUGGUUGUGGGUCGAAUCCGGAACACCCCAGAAGCAGACGAGUCACUCAUUGACCCCAACAUUCUGUCCCUGAACAUCCUCUCCUCUGGCUACAUCCACCCCUCCCAGGAUGACCGGACUUUCUACCAGUUUGAGGCGGCGUGGGAUAGCUCCAUGCACAACUCACUGCUGCUCAAUCGUGUUACCCCUUACCGGGAGAAGAUCUACAUCACCCUGUCAGCUUACAUCGAGAUGGAGAACUGCACUCAGCCCGCCGUCAUCACCAAAGACUUCUGCAUGGUUUUCUACUCCCGGGAUGCCAAACUUCCUGCCUCACGCUCCAUCCGCAAUCUUUUUGGCAGCGGCAGCCUGCGGGCUUCUGAGAGCAACCGCGUGACAGGAGUCUACGAGCUCAGCCUGUGCCGCGUGGCUGAUGCCGGCAGCCCAGGCAUGCAGAGAAGGCGCCGGCGCGUGCUGGACACCUCUGUAGCCUAUGUCCGGGGAGAGGAGAACCUGGCUGGCUGGCGGCCCCGCAGUGACAGCCUUAUCCUUGACCAUCAGUGGGAGCUGGAGAAACUCAGCCUUCUGCAAGAAGUGGAGAAGACAAGACACUACCUGUUACUGCGUGAGAAGCUGGAGACAACCCAGCGCCUGGGCAUGGAGACCCUGUCCCCCUGCUCCAGUGAGGAUUCCGAGUCCCGAAGCACUUCCUGCAUCUCCUCCCCGCUCUCUGCUGAUGGGGCACCUGAAGGCCGGACCUCUCCCCCUGAGACCCCCAGCGAGAGGCAGAAGGAGCUGGCUGUCAAGUGCUUGCGCUUGCUCACGCACACCUUCAACAGGGAGUACAGCCACAGCCACGUCUGCAUUAGCGCCAGUGAGAGCAAGCUGUCUGAAAUGUCCGUGACCUUGAUGAGAGACCCUUCCAUGCCAGCUCUUGGGGUCACCACUCUCACCCCCUCCUCGACCUGUCCAUCACUGGUGGAAGGAUGUUACAAUGCCAUGGAAGUCAGACCCCCCCAGGUUUCCUCCAGGGCAGAGAGCCCCGAUCUGGAGCCUGUGGUGGAAGGAGAGCAGAAGAAGUCCCCAGCCCGCCGGCCUGAGGAGGAGAAGGAGCCCCAGCGGUUGCUGGUGCCCGACAUCCAGGAGAUUCGAGUCAGUCCCAUCGUCUCCAAAAAGGGCUACCUGCACUUCCUGGAGCCUCACACCAACGGAUGGGUGAAACGCUUUGUGGUGGUCCGGCGUCCCUACGUCUAUAUCUACAACUCAGACAAGGAUGCAGUCGAAAGGGCCAUCCUCAACCUCUCCAAGGCCCAGGUGGAGUACAGUGAGGACCAGCAGGCCAUGCUCAAGACCCCGAACACAUUUGCGGUGUGCACAGAGCACCGGGGCAUCCUGCUGCAGGCGAGCAGUGACAAAGACAUGCACGACUGGCUCUACGCUUUCAACCCUCUCCUGGCUGGAUCCAUAAGAUCCAAGCUGUCCAGAAGAAGAACAGCCCAGAUGAGAAUCUAACCUGAAAAACACCCUCCACCUCAUCCGUCUGCCAACAGGAUCAAGAUAGCUGAUUCUGUCUGAAGACUCCCCAUGUUAAUAUCUGAUCUUUCACACCAUCUGCUGCCCCAGCUCUCUGCUCCAUGGAAGGAUCUGUCUUGAUUCACAGCUUCACAGGGGAAACUCACUUCUGUUUGUAGCUGCAAAAGCCUGGACCCGCCUGGGCAGGAUUCCUUGUGCACGUGCCAUCUUCUGCCUGUCCCUCCGUGGGUGACCUUCAUAUCACACCAUCUAACGUUCCAAAAAAGGUCCCUAUCAGAGGGGAGGGAGUGAGAAGGGUGGUUUUGGCUAAAAGCUGGUCUUUGAUCUAGAGAGAUGGGAAUGCAGUAAAGCUCAGAGCUGGGAGAGCAGGAGGAAUUGCCCUCAGGCGAAAGGAAAGUGGUAAUUUAGAUGUGGGGUUUCCCUAAUUUACCGGUGUUUCUGCAAGAGACAGCAGAGUAAGAUCAGGUGUCAGUACCUUAAGAUUAUAUUUAUAAAGUAUUUAUUUCUAUUUACAUCACAAAAAUCCCCUAAGUUG
Molecule: messenger RNA, 5939 nt
Organism: Sturnus vulgaris (Common starling)
Lineage: Eukaryota; Metazoa; Chordata; Aves; Passeriformes; Sturnidae
Gene: KIF1A
Product: kinesin family member 1A
Biological process (GO): microtubule-based movement
Molecular function (GO): ATP binding; microtubule binding; microtubule motor activity
Source: RefSeq, a predicted model, not a curated record